Messenger RNA from Epinephelus lanceolatus (giant grouper), 3489 nucleotides. RefSeq names its product cryptochrome circadian regulator 1b (gene cry1b). Gene Ontology annotation, cellular component: nucleus; cytoplasm. The record is from RefSeq and is a predicted model, not a curated record. Gene Ontology annotation, molecular function: DNA binding; FAD binding. Lineage: Eukaryota; Metazoa; Chordata; Actinopteri; Perciformes; Serranidae. Gene Ontology annotation, biological process: negative regulation of DNA-templated transcription; circadian regulation of gene expression; entrainment of circadian clock by photoperiod.
CGUAUCUCAGGUGGGUGGGGAUGUCACUGAAAUGAGGUCUUGUGUGUCAGACAUACAAUCCGUGGUGUCAGGCAGAUUUACGAGUUGUUACGGUUUAUUCGCGUUAUUUACCGUGCUAUUGAGGUUGUAGCUCGAGUUAACUUUGUGUAGACUAACGUUACAUUGCGGCAAAACCCGGAAGUAUUCGCUCGUUUGUACUUUUUACGAGCUUGUGUUACAUGAGCGUCACCCGCGCCUCGUGCGAUAGCUAACAAAAAUAAAAACAACUGAAAUAUCUCUUCUGGACGAAAACGCGUAUCUUCGGAAGUUAUUGUUGGGAGAUGUGCUCACUUCAUCGUUGCUACUAGCGAAAACAAGAGUUGUUUAUCGUGUUUAUCGCGUCUGCUGUGGGUACCUGCUGUCACACAUGCAGCCACCGCUGGUCAGGAGACUCAACUCUGGGGAUAAAUUCAUGGAGCAAGGUUAAGACUGGACAAACCCUUAACACAACUCUAUCAACCACUGCCAAAGUUAAAAGGCUAUUUCUUCCUCAGACGUGAGUGGACACUUGAUUGUUUUGCUACAAAAACAACGUAAGAGGGUGUGUUUUUGUUGUUUUUUUGGGGACCCCCAUCCCCUCUUUCUAACCCCACCGGGGAUUCAUAAAGGAGGCAGGCGACAUGGUGGUCAACACCAUCCACUGGUUCAGGAAGGGGCUGCGGCUGCACGACAACCCGUCUCUAAGGGACUCUAUCCGGGAUGCGGACACACUGCGCUGCGUUUACAUCCUGGACCCUUGGUUCGCAGGGUCCUCCAAUGUGGGCAUCAACAGGUGGAGGUUUUUGUUGCAGUGCUUAGAGGACUUGGAUGCCAGCCUGCGCAAACUCAACUCCCGCUUGUUUGUCAUCAGAGGCCAGCCCACAGAUGUCUUCCCUCGGAUUUUUAAGGAAUGGCAGAUCAACUGUUUAUCUUAUGAGUAUGACUCUGAGCCGUUUGGCAAAGAACGUGAUGCUGCCAUCCAAAAACUAGCCUGCGAGGCUGGGGUAGAGGUCAUGGUGCGGACUGCACACACCCUCUACAAUCUGGACAAGAUCAUAGAGCUCAAUGAUGGUCAGUCUCCUCUCACGUACAAGCGCUUCCAGGCCCUCAUCAACCGUAUGGAUGCUGUGGAGAUGCCUGCAGAGACCAUCACUCUGGACGUUCUCAGAACAUGUGCCACACCCAUCAGUGAUGACCAUGAUGACAAGUUUGGGGUGCCCUCCCUGGAGGAGCUUGGUUUUGAGACGGAGGGCCUGACCACAGCAGUGUGGCCAGGUGGAGAAACAGAAGCCCUCAUGAGGCUAGAGCGACAUCUGGAGAGGAAGGCAUGGGUGGCAAACUUUGAACGUCCACGUAUGAACGCCAACUCCCUGCUGGCCAGCCCCACAGGCCUCAGCCCCUACCUGCGCUUUGGAUGUCUCUCCUGUCGGCUCUUCUACUUCAAGCUUACUGAUCUCUACAGGAAGGUCAAGAAGCACAGCAGCCCACCACUGUCCCUGUAUGGCCAGCUGUUGUGGAGGGAGUUCUUCUACACGACUGCCACCAACAACCCUUGCUUUGACAAGAUGGAUGGAAACCCUGUCUGCGUCCAGAUCCCCUGGGACCGAAACCCAGAGGCACUGGCCAAGUGGGCGGAGGGACGGACAGGCUUUCCCUGGAUAGAUGCCAUCAUGACCCAGCUGAGGCAAGAGGGGUGGAUCCAUCAUUUGGCGAGGCACGCUGUGGCCUGCUUCCUCACCAGGGGAGACCUCUGGGUCAGCUGGGAGGAAGGCAUGAAGGUGUUUGAAGAGUUGCUUAUAGACGCAGACUGGAGUGUAAAUGCUGGCAGCUGGAUGUGGCUCUCCUGCAGUUCCUUUUUCCAGCAGUUUUUCCACUGCUACUGCCCCGUGGGAUUUGGACGACGCACAGACCCCAAUGGGGACUACAUAAGGCGUUAUUUGCCCAUACUGAGAGGCUUUCCAGCCAAAUACAUCUAUGAUCCUUGGAAUGCCCCAGAGGAGGUGCAGAAGGCAGCCAAGUGCAUCAUAGGAGUCCACUACCCCAGGCCCAUGGUGAACCAUGCCGAGGCCAGCCGCAUCAACAUCGAGCGGAUGAAGCAAAUCUACCAGCAGCUUUCCUGCUACAGAGGACUGGGCCUGCUAGCAACAGUACCUGCCAAUCCCAACAAUGGUGCAAAUGGCAGUACAGUCGAAGGAGUCACCACAGGGACCAGUCAAGGUCCAGCAGUGUCCUCUGAAGGCUUCUCCACAUACGAGGGACCGUCUCGAACAGAAAGAGCACAGUCCACACAGAAGCGGCGCCGUGAAGAGGCUUCACCCAAAGGCAGCUCUAAAUCCUGGAAGCAGAGCAAAUAGAGUGCAAAAGGCAGAAAACAAAGGGUCCCUCAGUUGGCCGGGAUCAUCCGGUCAGCAUCCUGUCCUGCCGUGCCCUCAGCUGACACACAGUACUAACUGUAACUAACAACCAUAGAGGAGGCACAAUGGAUCCAGCUGACACUAUUGACUAUGUUUAAAGGUCUCCCUUCAGUACAAGAUAUCUGUAACAUGUCUUGGUCUCCUGAGAAGACACAUCACACGUCUCAGGAACCAAGGAAUGAAAUCAGAGAAAAUGCUCACAUUGAAAAGAAAGUAUCCCAUAACAGCAGGGUGUAAAAGGAAAAACAAGUGAUCUAUAAGGUCCUUACAUCAGGGUGUGUGAGGCCACCUAUUGUCUUCCACUAAAAUAUGUUACUGUACAACUUAUGAACCACCAAUUGUUAUCAUGAACGCCUCAACGCCUCCCAGGACUUUAUCUGAAUGAAACUGUGUAAUUCAGCUGAUUAUUAAAUUAUUAUUAAAAACAUCAGUUCUUAUAGAUGGUGAACUUAAAAUUUAGCAAAUACCUGACUCCUUCUGCCUCUACACUGCUUACCCAAAAACGUCAAAAUCUGAAAUCUGACUCCCAUGUGAUUGAUGGUAAACUGUAACAGUCUGGAGCCUGUGGAUGACUUGCUUUGUACAGUGGACACUGACAUAAGGUGACCUGAAUAACACACAGCCGUAUCUUUUCUUACAAAAAAAGCCCCCAAAUAUUUCAUAUUAAGAAUAUGAAGUCACUCUGUCAUGAUUGUAAAUAAUGUGAGAAUGUUUUUUUUUUGUUUUUUUUUCUCAAAGAUUUAGGACCCUAAGGUCUCAUGUACAGUAGUAAUGGAUAUUAAAAGCAAAUCUAUAAUUUGAUAAUAAAGCAGGCCUUACAAAGGCCAUCAUAUAUUUUGUAAAUACCUAUUGUUUUUAUUUCCAACUUUUGUAUAUUUGCUCCUGGUGGUUUCACAACUCCUUUUGUAAAUAACGUGUAACCAAAACUGAAAAAGUUCUACUGUGAAUGCAUGUGCUUUUGUCUCCCAUGUGAUGGUAAAUCUAUUAUUUUUGUAUAAAAAUGAUCAAAUUAUGGCUGUAUGGACAUGGCAAUAAAUGACAGAAAUAUUGCUGUAUA